This is a messenger RNA of Durusdinium trenchii, 3230 nucleotides long. NCBI's taxonomy places the organism in Eukaryota, Dinophyceae, Suessiales, Symbiodiniaceae. The record is from the annotation of a GenBank genome assembly.
GGAACGGAAUGGACAUGAUCAAAAACAUGCCGUUUUUAUUGAUUCAUAUUGACUUGAUAUUUUGUGUUCUGUAUCCUACAGCGAGACGUUGCGGAGCCCUGUCUAAGCGAGACUGAAGUGUGGCGCAGCCGCUGUGUGCAGAAGCUUCAGCGCCAAAAGGCCUUGUGGUCAGGUUUCUCGACACUGCGGCCCGUUGCAGUCUAAAGGGGACAAGGGGAUGUAUAGAAUAGAAUUACAAAACACCGGAAAGCUUGUUGUGCAGAGGCACUACAGGGUUCGGCGGAUUGGACUAGACGAAUUGCCCGACGGUUGAGCUGGAACGAGUCACAUGAGAACAAAUUGCUGUGUCUCCCAUCCCACUUUUCCCCAGGCACGGGGAACCCUCUCGUGUCCGCAGAGUUUUUUGCAUUUUGGCUCGGUAGAUAGGGACGGCGCUGGACACGGCGGCGGCCGAGCAGGGCCAGGCGGCGCGUGCCUGGCGAGAGCAGGGCCGACUGAGUCGGCCGCCGUGAUCCGCGGCGCCCGAAAUGAUGCGCGGCGCGCGGAAUGCGACCAUUGUCCCCCAUGGGAAACACCUCAGCAUCGAGCCUCCAAGCAUCAACUUCGAGAACAUCGAAGCCAACAUGAAGUAUAUUCAGACGCUGGUGGUCAGAAAUCUCAGCACCUAUGUGAAGCGCAUUCGCUUCCAGGUGCCAAAGUCACAGGAGUUUCGGAUCGUCACAGAGAAUGAAAUUGGAGUUGCUCCCGGACUCUCAGUGUCCGUAGAUGUGGAGUUCCUCACCAGAAAAGUCGAUGACUUUUUCGACAAGCUAGUGGUUGUUGCGGAGGACUUCCGAGGUGAAGUGGAGCUUUGUGCUCAACGACCUCAGGAAAAGGCAAGAAAGGGCGAAGGCGCUGUGACCACCAUGGCGCGACAGGUGAGCCCGACGGAUGCCACCGAGAAGGCCGACCGCAAGAAGAACGAGCUGCCUACAGAGGAGUUGAACCCGGCCUUGCCGAAGCUAGAGACUUCUUCUGUGGUGCCGAGCAUCAAGGUGAGUCCGGACAUGCUACACUUUGGGCAGUGUCCAGUGAACCACCGGCGAGACAUCGUUCUGCGGAUCACCAAUAGCAGCCCACCAAAUACUUCUGUAGAGUUUGAGAUCCCGCGUGUGUCUCACAUGCGGGUGCACCCGAUGAAGGGCAAGCUUGCUGCAGGGCAAAGCACCAACGUUGUGGUGUCCUUCAUGCCAAAGGCACUCGGGAAGUACAACCAGGACAUCUCCAUCAAGUAUGGCAACAGUCAGUACUCCCACACUCUGCACUGCUAUGGGGAGGCGCCUGUGCUGGGUGAAAAGCCAGUGCCAGUGAAAGGCCUGGAAAGAACUGGCAGAGACUUCGAUCCAGAGUACAUCUAUGUCAACCAGGAGCAGCUGAACUUGCCGCCCAAAGCUCGCAACCUUCAAAGCCUGACAAAGAUCAUGAAGGAAGAUUUGGAGAGAAACCAGUACUCAUUUGAUGCACUGGAUUCGAUCAUGAUGGAUUUGCCGGAACCUACGCCGUACUCCCUAUCUCCUUCCGCUAUGCAGGAGUAUGUCAGAAACAAGCAGCGCUAUAACAAGCUCCUCAAGGACUCGAGAAUAAGAAGAAAGAUACGACAAAAAGAAGAGCUGCAUCCGUCUGAGCCAGUAGAUAUAUUCUACGAGGAUGAUGUUAACAUGGGCAUGCUGCCUGGAUCAGGGCUCAAGAGUCCACGAUACAAUGUGUGGGAGAUUCCGGUCGACAAGCUUCAUCUGGAACGGGCACUGGAUGAUGACAGUGCCGCAGAAGGAGUGACCGGUCACCGUUAUAUGCAUGAUGAGAACAAGCUUAUCAAGAAGAAGUACAAGGCUGGACCCACCACUCAGGCUGAAGUGCGGGAAUGCUCUGCAAGCCUUGAGACCUGGCAGUUGGGCUUGAUCUCCUUCGGCCCCGCAGUUUUAGACUUUGGAAACGUCUAUGUCAAGUCCACGGUGGUGAAGUCCUUCUCAGUCUUCAAUGACCUUCCACAGGCCAUUCUGGUGGCCAUGCAAUAUGAUGCGGAGGAGUUGAGCCGAUCCACCCCAACCUCGCAGGUGGUGCCCUCUGCACAUGCUGCUGGUUUUGAUGUCUCAGUGUGCUCUGCCACGCCGCAGAACUUUCAGAGACAGGUGGUCUAUACCAUCAAUGGUAUCCACCCCUACAAGUUGCUUGUCAAGGCCACCAUCACACCGGUGCAGAUCCGCAUGUCCCGGGCGGAUCUCAACUUCCGCUUCAGCGAGGACAGCCUUGAAAAGACUUUGUCGGAAAAGCUCAUGCUGGACAAUCCGGGCAACGCUCCUGCGAAGUUCAGCUGGCAGGGUGCGAACCAAUCCUUCGCCGUCUCACCGGUGAGCGGUGUGAUUCCUCGUGGCGGUUCUCAAGGGGUUGAGGUGAUUUUCACUCCGCCCAACAGUGGGCAGACAAUGGAGGGCUACUUGACCUUGAAGGUGGAGGAUGGCAACGACCACAGCCUACGCUGUGUCGGGCAAGCCCCUGAAGCGACACUGAACUUUGGCGUGAAGAGGUUAGACCUUGGCGUAUUGGCUGUGGGGCUACCAGCAGAUCGUUCCAUUCCCAUUGUGAAUGGUGGCAAGAAUGUGGCGGUCUAUCAUGUGGACAGCGUGCCAGACGGGGUUGGCAUUUCUCCAAUGCGGGGGCGAGUCUUGCCAGAGGGACGGGCUGAGAUCGAUGUCCACGUGCUUCUUGAUAGGCCGAUGCAGCUGGAGUCUGCAGUGACCCUGAAUGUCCGUGGAGGCAAGCCGAUUCGAUUGCCGAUCAUGGCAACUGCAGUGAACCCUAACAUUGAGUUCAUGGAGGAUGAAAUCGAGUUUGGCCAACUGACACUUGGAGCACAAGGUGUCGUCCCCAUCUCCUUGAAAAAUUCUUCGGCUGUGGAAGGGACGCACUAUGUCAAUCUGCAGCCGUACCCCGAGUUCAGCCUAUCCCUCUUGGAAGAGCGGCAAGAUACCGUCUAUGACGCAGAUUAUGAUGCAAACGCCUUGCAGCCGAUCUCUUUGCAGCAGUAUCAGCUGGCCAUUGGUGGCGUUACAGAGGCCCAAGCUGCACCGUCUGCCACCAUCGGCAACAAGACGGCCCUGAUGGGUGCAACCCAAAAUGCGACACAAUUGGGCACGCAGAACGAAGACGAAGAUGAAGAAUCCAACUCCCAAGUCUACAAGAUCACCGUCUGA